Molecule: messenger RNA, 3614 nt
Organism: Dendronephthya gigantea
Lineage: Eukaryota; Metazoa; Cnidaria; Anthozoa; Malacalcyonacea; Nephtheidae
Product: anoctamin-4-like
Exons: 26
Coding region: 99-3014 (971 amino acids)
Biological process (GO): chloride transmembrane transport
Cellular component (GO): plasma membrane
Molecular function (GO): chloride channel activity; protein dimerization activity
Source: RefSeq, a predicted model, not a curated record
UUAAAUUAUUCUCAUUAUCCAUCCAGUUACAUUAGUACAUCUCAAAACCAACUGAUCUGCAUAUUUUGACUGGGCGGUUAAUUUUUGGCAACAUAAACAUGGCUUAUCCUCCACCUCAAGGGAACUUCUCUUACCAGCGUGCCUAUCCGCCAGACUACGAGCAGAAUCCUUAUCCCCCACCUAUAGGAUUUCAAAACUACAUUGCGGCUAACCCUGGCGCUCCUCCGACCCAAAAUCAACCUUACCCUCCACCGACAACCGUCGCUUAUCACGGCGCGCCAGAGCCACGGACUCUGAAUGAACCCAGACCGACAGCAAGAAACGACGUUCCCGAAGUCGGAUUUGAAGGAUUUUCAAGACGAUCUAACCCACCUUCGGCUCAGUCAGCAUCUGGUGUUGAACUUGAAAACGUCGAAGAUCUACCACACGAUAUUCACACGAAAGAACCGGAGGAACAGUUGUCAGAUAGUUCUGCGACCAGAAUUGAGUUGGAGAACCAACCAAAGCCGUUAUACUUUCGAGAUGGCAGGAGAAAGAUUGAUUAUAUUCUUGCCUAUCAAGAUUACCCGGACAAACCAAUGGAGUGGCAGGAAAAGAGAAAGGAUAAACGGGAGCAUUUUGAAGCAAACUUGAAGGAAUAUGGGCUGGAACUUGAGCAAGAAGACUUUGAUGCAUCAAAGGAUGGUAAGACAGUCUACAUCAAAAUUCAUGCUCCAUGGGAGGUGUUAGCUUGUGUAGCGGAGGAAAUGUCCAUGAGAAUGCCGACCAAGCGAAAUGAUUUGGAAACAAAAGGCUUGAUUGACAAAAUAUUUAGUCGUUUUGGAGGCAGAAGUCCAUUUGAAAUCAGCAGCGAAGAUGUGCCCAAAGAAGAAAAUUAUUUCACUUGUGCUUUCCAGAGAGAUAGACUUGAGAAUUUUAAAGGUCAUGAAAACAAAGAAACCUUCUUCAGCAGCAGUCAAAGAAGUCUGAUUGUCUAUCGUAUUUUAAAAUCAACAGCUUAUGACGAAGAUAAGAGCAAAAUUGGUGUUGAUAGAUUGGUAUCAAAUCUUUCCUAUAAUGCUGCGUAUCCGCUACACGAGGGGUACCACAAGCCCAGUUCAAACUCCUCAGAGAGAACCGAACGACAGAUCUUGUACGAUGUUUGGGGGAAGUUCAAAAGAUUCUACAAGAAACAGCCUUUGAACUUGAUAAGAAAAUAUUUUGGAGAGAAAAUAGGCAUUUACUUCGCGUGGCUGGGUUUUUACACCAUCUUGCUGUUUCCAGCCGCUGUAGUUGGUGUUAUCAACGUUAUUUAUGGCCUGGCGAGACUUGGGGAUUACACCCCAACAAAUAUUAUCUGUAAUGAAACGCUUAAGGAUAGAUACGUCAUGUGCCCAAGAUGCGACAAAAAGUGCGAUUAUUUUCCGUUGUAUCACACGUGUGGAUAUUCAAGGGCGGCUUAUGUAUUUGACAACGAGUUUACGGUUAUAUUUGCGAUUUUUAUGUCUCUUUGGUCGACCAUGUUUCUUGAGUUCUGGAAACGGAGGCAGGUUGAGAUCGCGUACAACUGGGAUCUUCUGGGGUUUGAAGUCGAGGAGGAAAGUAUUCGUCCAGAGUACGAGGUGGUCUGCACGGAAAAGCGAAACAAUCCCAUCACCCAGGUUCAAGAGCCAUACUAUCCAUCAACUUUGAAAUGUCCGCGGUUUGUUUGCAGUUCAGCUUCGGUUUUUCUUAUGAUUUGUCUUGUUGUAUUAGCCGUCUUUGGUGUCAUUGUCUACAGAGUUUCCGUGUUCGCUGCGCUGACAGCAGCUUACGACAGCAAUAUUGGUAGCAUCAGUUUAUCCGUGACGGCUUCUGCUGCUGUAAUCAAUCUUAUCAUCAUUCUGCUGCUCAGUUUUGUCUACGAGAAGCUAGCCUACAUCUUAACAGAUAUGGAACUACCACGGACACAGUCGAAAUAUGAAGACAGCUUUACCAUCAAAAUGUAUCUGUUCCAGUUUGUCAAUUACUAUUCAUCUUUAUUCUACAUCGCAUUCGCAAAACUCAACCCUGGGAGACCAGGAGACUAUCACAGGAUCUUUGGUUUUCGUCAAGAAGAGUGCAAUGCGGCCGGGUGUUUGGUUGAAUUAACAAUACAACUCGCCAUAAUUAUGGUUGGAAAACAGGUUUUCAACGCUGCUAUGGAGUUGUUUAUACCUAAAAUAUUGAACUGGUGGAAACGACGUGGAAACAUAAUAAAGAAAUUUCGUGGCGAGGAAGUGGAAGAUAGUUCCGGUCCAGUCUCUCGCCUUCGCUGGGAGAAUGAUUAUUACCUCACAGAGAUACCACGCAAUGCUUUGUUUUAUGAAUAUCUUGAGAUGGUAAUUCAGUUUGGUUUCAUCACGAUAUUCGUGGCUGCCUUCCCACUCGGUCCACUCUUUGCUUUGUUAAACAACCUGGUCGAGAUUCGUCUUGACGCGUAUAAAUUCGUCACAACCUACAGACGACCCCGGGCCGCCAGAGCUGAAGACAUUGGGAUCUGGUACUCAAUUCUAAAAGGAGUCGUCAUAUGUUCCGUUCUUGUUAAUGGUUUUAUUAUCGCUUUUGUGUCUGAGUUUAUUCCUCGACUGUACUUCCAAUGGAGUAAGGGAAAAGACGGGUCGUUGAGGCAAUAUCUUGAAACAAGUUUGUCCUGUUAUGAUACUAGAGAUUAUCCCGAUAGUGAAAGACCGAAUGUUACCUUACCUGCGCCUAAUACCUGUGGGCUGGGUCUUCCGAGCUGUCGGUACCGAGGGUACAGAGACAAACCAAUGUCUUUGGCAGAAAAUCCAUCAGGAAACCUAACCAACAACUACGACUUUACGAAGGACUAUUGGCACAUAUUAUCUGCCCAGCUGUUUUUUGUAAUAGCAUUUCUGAUUGUUGUUUUUGGCCUGACGUUCAUUCUUGCCUACAUCAUACCAGACAAACCGAAGAAGCUGGAUAAUCAGAUAAGGAGAGAAGCUUACCUCGCUAAAAGCAUUCUCCGCACAGAUCAAGUCCCUGUAGAUAACUAACACCACUGCAUACAUACCCAGGCUUACUAUAUAUAUAUAUUACAGCAAUAUAUAUUUUUUAAAACGCGUCCUAUCUACAUAUGCUGCUGUAAAUCCUUUAAUUCCAAAGAUUGCUUGUAAUCCCUCGUAAAAAAUACAGCAGGCUUGACCCUUGUAAUAACAGGAUUGUAAAUCAUGUCUUGACCUUGUAUAUCCUAAGUCAAUAUUGCAUUCUGGCAACGAUAAGUAUACCCAAGUUGUUUCUGGGUUAUUCACGGCAAUGAUAAGGCAAGGGAAUCCGAAUGUACAACGAUUAUUUGCCGAAGAAUAUAAUGUCCAAAAGUUGUCGAACAGUAGAAACUAUUGUGUUUGUAUUAGUAAUUGUGCAGUAAUUAAAAAACAUCCUUUUGCGAUUGUGGUUUUCUGUUUUGUAUGAGCGCCAAAAAGUGUUGUUAAUUUAGUAAAUAAACAAGCGCUCACUGUGUUCGUUUAUUCUUUACAAGGAAGUUGUUGUAUGCGAACCGUCUCUCUCCAUUUUUCGAAUCCACGUUUUUAUCAACAUCUCUUUAUGUUGGAAUAAAGAAUGCUACAUACAACAGUAGAUUUUAAAUAUAUUUUAUU